This is a messenger RNA of Talaromyces atroroseus, 2145 nucleotides long. RefSeq lists its product as hypothetical. The transcript is spliced from 4 exons. Lineage: Eukaryota; Fungi; Ascomycota; Eurotiomycetes; Eurotiales; Trichocomaceae. Gene Ontology annotation, molecular function: RNA polymerase II cis-regulatory region sequence-specific DNA binding; zinc ion binding; DNA-binding transcription factor activity, RNA polymerase II-specific. Gene Ontology annotation, cellular component: chromatin. Bases 1 to 2145 code for a protein of 714 amino acids. Gene Ontology annotation, biological process: regulation of transcription by RNA polymerase II; DNA-templated transcription. The record is from RefSeq and is a predicted model, not a curated record.
AUGCCCAGAGAACAUCCAUGCACCGAGCCUGGGUGCGGAAAGAAGUUUCUUCGCGCAGAGCAUCUGGCCAGACACAGGCUAAACCACAGCCCAAAACAGAUCUUCCAAUGCACGUCAUGUCCAAAACGCUUCGUCCGCAAGGACCUGCUGAGAAGACAUGAAGAGCGCCAUGCAAAGGGGAUGUGGUUCCGAAAUUCUGGUGGCUUUGUGGCUGCAGAUUCUAGCUCGUCAUUUGACUCCCAGUCUCAGCCCAUGGAAUCGACUGCCAUGUUCACUGAGCCUGAGCAGGAGGACGCUGUUCAAAUGACUGGAUCAGAUAUGUCUCCCGUGAAGAUGACCGCUUAUCAGACCACUGGAGAGACGCAGAAUCACCAAAUGGCUGCCGUAGAGGCAGCCCAGCUAGAAAGGGAAAAUGCUCCUAUCGAUUUUAGUCACAGUAUCCCACCCAUGGAACCAAUUGAUUUCCGCAAUCCUGGCAUAUCUGAUCACCCCGAUCCUCACAAUAUGAACGUUUCGACUCCUCAAUUUGGCGAAGAUCAGGUUACUUCUCUUUUCUUGGAUCCCUCGAUCAACUUUCCCGAUCCGCCCUUAGAUUUUGAAUGGUUGUUUGACAAUCUCUCCGCCGACCUAAACUCUACAGGAGGUAGUGCUGGCAUGCCAUCAGGCACGUCACCACAUAGCAAUGCUUCGUUGACAGAUACAUCACCACCAGCUCUCCCAGUGCCGUCUCCAGCUCAUAUUCGCCAUCCUUCAUCCACCCAGUCCUCGGCAUCUUCUCCAUGGACCGAGGCGUCGCCUCUGCUUGUAGCGGCUAUAGUCACGUUGGGGUCGACACUUUCAGGGGACGCAGUACAUUAUGAUGCUGCUAACAAGAUACAUGAUUCAUUGCGAUACCUCAUAUUUGGCACCCCUGACUUCGAUCCUCCCGCAUCACUAUGGUGUGUCCAAACACUUUUGAUCAUACAAGCACAUGAGAAAAUGUUUUCCACGAGAAAACAUCACCAACUAGCACACAUCUUUCACGGCGCUAUCAUUACACUGAUGAAACGCGGAGUUGCGUAUCAGAAUACAACAAUACCAACUCCUGGUACGACUGCGGUAGAGCAAUCGUGGCAUCAGUGGAUUGAAAUGCAGGGUUCAAAUCGAACCGCAUUUUUUGGUUUUGUCAUGGACGCCCAGCAUAGCUUCAUGUUCGGGCAUACCUGCGUUCUUUCUGUGCAUGAUGUGCGUCUGCCACUGCCAUGUGCUGAUAUUCUGUGGGAAUGUAGCAAAGCUGAAGAUUGGGACCGAAUGAUGCGUAAGACCCCAGAGUCACCUGGAUUUUUGCCAGUCUUGAAGCGGCUAUUAGCACGAACUCCGAUACCACCGCAUUGUAGUCCAUAUUCUCGAUUUAUUUUGCUGCACGGUUUGUUCAGCGUGACGGCUCACCUGAAAGCGAGAGACUCGGCUACACUUGGCGUGGGUCGUAUAUCGACAGUCCAUUCUCCGCGUUUAGAUGCAAUCGAUACGUGGAAAGAGACAUUAGAGCGAGCGAUGGAUACGUGGUCGUUCUCACUUGUGUCGCGGAGCUCAUCCCUUGCCCUAGAGGCAUCCCGACCACUACAUCGCAUGGCCUACGUAGCCAUCUACACUGACAUUAACGACAUACAUAUCCUAGCAGGUGCGCCAUCUCUACUGGGCAGCUUGCUUUCAACCAACGACCGACUCAGAGCAACAGCGCGAGUGCGAGCAUGGAGCGAAAGACAGGAAUCAAAAAAGGCUCUCUAUCACUGUCUUUUGUUGAUACAAGAGAGCAUAUUUACGGGACAGGUCUAUCGGGCAACCAAGGACAACAUCGCACUUCGACCAUGGUCGAUAUACCAUGCCUCGUUGAUCUUGUGGGCAUAUGGUGCAAUGUCGCGCGAAAGAAACCAAACUCAGCAGACCCACCAAGACCGGGAGAAACGGAUAUCAUGCAGUGCCGAGGAGUACCUCGUGCGCAUGCUAAUGCUGUUAAGGCACGACUCCGCAGAGAUUGAUAUUGUCGCCCAAGAGACCUCUGAGCUACUGCAGGCAGUGAGAGAGUCUCUUGAGGGUUGUCGGUGGGAAUUGCUUCAAGAGGCGUAUGAUACAUUAGGAAGAUUGGUGAGUAAUGAGCCGAGCUGA